Anas platyrhynchos (mallard) is the source of this 7922-nucleotide messenger RNA. RefSeq names its product regulator of calcineurin 2 (gene RCAN2). NCBI's taxonomy places the organism in Eukaryota, Metazoa, Chordata, Aves, Anseriformes, Anatidae. Gene Ontology annotation, biological process: calcium-mediated signaling. Gene Ontology annotation, molecular function: calcium-dependent protein serine/threonine phosphatase regulator activity; nucleic acid binding. Gene Ontology annotation, cellular component: cytoplasm; nucleus. The record is from RefSeq and is a predicted model, not a curated record.
CCAUAGGAUCUGGAAGGGGAGUGGCUCACGCAAUUUCCAAAGGGUUAACAGAACUGCAGUUAUUGGGAUACUCCUAUCCGUGUGGCGUAUUUUCUGGUUUGAAGCUGUAGGGUCAAAACCGAACACAAAAGUGAGAAACAAGACUGAGGAACACGGAUGGCAUGCAGGGAUGAGGGGAGACUCCUACUUCUUUGGCAUGAGAGGCCUCGGCCACUACGGCUGCAUCCCGGAGGAUGGAGGUCACUUCCUGCUCUACUCUAUCAACGGCGACAAUGACUUAAAGAGGUGUUUUACAGAAGAAGAUUUCCAUGAAAUACUUGACUUCAACGAUCUCCCGAAUUCUCUCUUUGCUUGUAAUGUUCACCAGUCUGUGUUUGAAAGCGAGGACAGUAAGGAGAAAUUUGAAGGCUUGUUCCGUGCCUACGAUGACUGUGUGACAUUCCAGCUGUUUAAGAGCUUCAGACGCGUGCGGAUAAAUUUCAGUAGUCCCAAAUCAGCCGCUCGUGCCAGGAUAGAGCUGCAUGAAACACAGUUCAGAGGGAAGAAGUUAAAGUUGUAUUUCGCACAGAUUCAGACCUCUGAGACAGAUGGAGACAAGCUUCAUUUGGCUCCGCCACAGCCUGCAAAACAGUUUCUCAUCUCGCCUCCAGCCUCCCCACCUGUAGGGUGGCAGCCAAUCGAUGAUGCAACGCCUGUCAUCAACUACGACCUCCUUUAUGCAGUUUCUAAGCUAGGACCAGGAGAGAAAUACGAGCUGCACGCAGGAACAGAAUCCACUCCCAGCGUGGUAGUGCACGUCUGCGACAGCGACAUGGAAGAAGACGAGGACCCAAAGAAUUCUCCAAAGCCAAAAAUCAUUCAAACUCGGCGCCCUGGUCUGCCACCUCCUGUAUCUAACUGAGCCUCUCCAGCAGAAGCAGCACUUCUCUCCUCCAGCACAGCUCUUGUGGUUUUCUGUUUGCUUUAUUAUUAUUAUUUUUAUUUUUAUUUUUGAAAGGCAGCCAUCGCCUUUUGAGUACCAGGACAUUAAGCUCAUGGAAAUCCCUUCUCAGUAAUCAAGCCUAUGUAACAAAAGGGCUAGGAAAAAAAAAAAAGAUCUUUGUAAUAUGUAACCAUAUCACACACCAACUGAUAGGUUUGCUGGAAAGGACAAAACAAGGCUGAAGCAGGGAGGGGUUUGGUCUGAGGAUUUUCCACAGCUGUAAUUUGCAUGCUGGAACGCCACCACCAGAGAGAUCAGUCGCGGUGGGUGAUUGGGCUGGUAUCAGGCUUGAUAUUGAAACUCCCAGAAUACUUGCUGCUGCCCUUCAUCAAGGAGCCUGCUUCUCUGCCCUCAGUUCCCCAGCAGACCUCAGUUUGUUUGUUUUUUUUUCCCCUUUUCUCUCUCUUUUUUUUUUUAAGGGGAGAAGGCGUGAAUUGUUUUUAAUCCAGCAGUUUGGUGGCCUUUUGACCCUCUGUAUUUUUUUUUAAGGAAUAUUUUCCUUGCAACCUUUUUAGGAACAGAAAAACGCCCUCUUCCACCAACAGCUGUAGAGUGAACCGGUCCUUGAUGGUGGUAGGGAUGCGACACCAAGCUCUCUGGGCUGAGGGGAGAGGCAGCAGCUUGCUGAAGGGUUUGGGGUCUUUCAGUCUCUCUCUGUAAGAAGGAGGGAGACAGAAUAUCGGUGAGGAUUGUCAUUUUAUCUUCCAUAAAGGUCUGAGUGGUACUUCUCUCUGAGUUUGAGGAAGAAAGAGAACCUGUCUGCUCAUUUAAGAUGGGAUUCAUUGCUCUCUGUCAUAGCUGUAAGUUCCAGUAAUGAUUAAGGCUGAAUGCUUUCCUAGUGGUGUGUUGAAUAGCCCUGAAACGUAGUAAUUACUUGUACAUCCCUAACAAUCAGUCCCUUUCCCUCCCCGUUUCCUGUGCUUUAAAGCCCUUCUUGAGCUGUAUGCAGUUUGGGUUUGUGGAUGUGAGGAGAGGUUAGCUGGUGUUCUUUUGUUUUUCUUUUCCUUUCCUUAUUUUUUUCUUUUUUCUUUUUUUCUUUUUUUUCUUUUUUUUUUUUUUUUUUAGGCCAAAGAAAACAGGACCAUAAUUACACACUUGAAAUUAGACUGCAUGCAAUCGAGUCCCCUUUUUUCACUCUGUCCUGCAUGUUUCUUUCACUUGCAAUGUAUACUGGGUUACAGAAAUCGUUCUGUGUUUUCGUCAUGGCCGACAGCAGACAGACACUGGAUUCCCUGUCUGGUAGACCUUCCAUGAUGAUUUUUUUUUUCAUGUGUAUUUGUCAUUUUGAGAACAUAUUUUCUAGACAUUUGAGCUCAGAUUUUGCAUAUACUUAAGCAUGCGCUUAAUUUAUGCACAUGAGUAGUUCCACUGAAAUUAAUACUGCAGAAAAUUGAGCAUAUGUGUACGAUACAGUGGGAUUUUUAAGCUAAUUAGCUGCAGCUGUACUCCUGAAAAUGACUGUAAAAUGGCACAGUGAGAUUCCAAGGUUUAAACUCUUUUGCAAGUUAAAAUCAGCAUAUAAAUCUUGGAAGCUCACUCUAGGAUCGGAAAAGACAGCUUAGGCUCUGUAAUCAAGUUUUUUCUCAUAAAACCUAAUGACCAGGGUUGUGAGGGAGGGUUCCUUCCCCCCCUUAGUGAGGCUACAAGCUGCGGAAAGGUCAAGUCACCCUUGUCGUGGUAUUUGUUGGCUCUGCAGUACUUCCAAGAAGAAAAGUGUGUUGCUUUAUCAGUGGAGACAGGAGAUGCCAUUCUCGAUCUGCAUGGGGAGGACAUUUUGAGAAGUAAGGACUUUCCAUUCUCCUAUAGUUUGUUCUCUGACCACCACAGCCCCCUGAAAUAUUCCUGUUGAAGUUAGUGCUUUACUUAGCGUGUAUCUAUAACGUGAUAACUGUUAAUACUUUAUGGACAUCGUCGUGUGUGUGUUACACUAAUAGAAGCACGUUAAAUACAGCAGAGGCUGAACCAAAAUGGGGCUUUAGGAUCUCCAUGAUAUCUGAGUAAAGUUGUCUUCAAGUAUCUCCUUAGAGGUGUCACUUGGAUUAUUUUUCAGUGAUGCACUUAGAGUUGAUUUAAAUAAAUCAUUUGUUACCCAUUGUCCUAGGACUCGAAUUUGAUGUUCCUAUCGAAGAUACCUUCACAGGCCACCUGCGGUAUUUCAGGAAGUAACACCACUGUCUGGUUUGAGAACAUACAGAACGCUGAACCAUUGGUUUUAGACUAAUAUCAACAGGGAGAGUAAGAUCUAAAUGCUUAAGAUUUUUUUGUUGCUAUGUGCUGUAUGACAGAAAUUCUUGGCCACAUCCUCAGCUGAUGUCAGUGACCAGAGACCUCCAGAGUUGAUGCUUUUGAUUUUUUACAUGUCAAAAUGUCAGGGCUGAAUCUAGUCCUUAUAUCCAUCUACUCAGACUUUGGAGAGAUUGGUUCUGAACUGUGGAAUUUGGCCUCCAGUGAUGUAAAAGUACACUGCAAAUAAAGCACUGGGUCUUAAAUGUUCUUUCCUCAAAGUGCAUUUACAGAGAGAUUUAAAAACAGGUCCGAUUCAAUGACUGCUCUUCAUAAACUACAUAGCACUACCCAGGAGGGAGCAGAGCAUAGCUUUAUUGAUUAAAGCACAGAAACAGAAAGGCAGUUACAAGCCUGAAAAUGCAGAAGCCUGUUGUAAUAAUGAUAAACAUUUAUAUCUCACCGUUAUAGUUAAAUAUGGUCAUCGUAGAUUAUUCCACAGUACCUGAAAAAAAAUUAUGGCCCUAUCCUAAAAGUAAUAGCAUUUGCGACUCUCCUAAGAGAACCUGGUAUUUUGCUAACAGCUGUUUCUUGUCUGGUAUGAAAGGCUUCCUUCAACAAAAUGCUGACCACCUGGGAAAAUAAACGUCCUAUUUAAUUCAGUAGUUCCCAGACACAGUCCCCGCUUCGGUGGGAAUCUUCUUCAGUGUAGCAUCCACCAGCUCAGCCCCUGUGACUUGCACUUUUCCUAGGGUGUCCACAGUGCUGAAGUACUCUCCUGUAGCAAUAUAAAUAGGAGUGAAAUCUGUGUUGUUACAUUGCCGUUUGUGCACGGUGACAUAGCUGACGUCCCUUUUCUUGCCCUUCCCGAGCCUGGGCAGCGAUGUGCUGGGGCCCUCUGCUGGGUGGCUGCUGCUGCUGGCUGGAAAUGAAAGCAGGAAUUACUAAUGACUUCCUCAGUGCAGCUAACAGCACGGAAAGGUUUAAAAUGCACAGAGAAAGGGUGGUUUGGAACCUGCUUUUUCAUUUUCAGAUCAGAAGGAUACGGAAUUUCUGUGGCCUUGAUUUUUGUACUGUAAGCUAAUACAACGCUCCCCUUCCCAGCCCAGCUGUACGACUCACCUACACUUUGUUUUCGUCAAGAAAACACAGCAAGAGCAUCCCUUCCUCAACCUUAGCAAGAAUACAGGCAUAUUUACUGUAAAAAUGUGCCCAAUAGAUAUAUUGCAGUCCAUUUCUUUAACAGUUAUUGGCUCUAUAUUGGCUUGGGGGAGGGGGGAGAGGUUGUUUUUAUUCUGUUCUUUUUCCCCCCACACUCAGCAGCAGCGAAAAAGCUUUCUGCAAAAAGACUGUUCUUUAUACAGAGUAAGUGACAACCGACCUGCGAGACCUGAUUGCAGUGGUACGUCUGAGCACUGUGACAAAUUACGUUAGCUUUUCCCUUACGAUGUACAUACCAUCAAAGUAUUCCAUUUAGUCAUGUUUUGUAGGAGUGUUAAAAAGCUAUUGGCUAAUUAACCACUUUUACACCUGUGUAAUUCAGAGCUUAGUUUCAAAAAUACAUGUGGCAACAGUAUUUUUGUGUUCUGUUUGUGCUGGCAUUUUGAAAAGCUGCACCUAAAAGAUGUAAACCACGUUAAACCGACUGCGGUGAUACAUGCCAGUGCUCUCUUAACUGGUAGAACUGAAAAUGCUGAAAUGUUUGACAGAGGUCAAACUCUGUUUCAGUUGAAAUUAAAAAAAAUGUGGACAAAAUAACCCAGUGAUUGUCAGGAUAUGCCAAUUCCAUUUUAAACUGCUGCAGUUUCACUGAGUGGUAUGAACUUGCGCUGGUUUGCUCUGGGUUUGGCUGGGUGUAUGCAAACAAAGACUAUAGCAUGGUCCCGGGUGAGAAAGCACAUCUCUGGCAGACAAAGGUGCUCUUUCUGUGCUAAAGAAUGAUAAAUACAGUGGGCAUCAGUUUUUGACUAAGGAACAUGGCAUCCAACUAAUGCCGAGGCUGCGGGAAAAGUUCUAUUGGCAUUAAUCAUUACAAAAAUUGGAAACGACUCUUUGUAGUGUCUUGUGUUAAUUUGUACUGGUUCUUCUAAAUUAUCGGAAUGCAGGAGAUGAGUCUGAUGAGUAACUGUCUCAUGAAGUCCUUCUAUUCGAUCUUAUGACAACCUCCACUUAGUUAUAUAAAAAUAAAGUUAAAUAAAAAAUCUGGGUGUCCAGCUGAAAAGACCCAGUUUCUUGAGGGAUCAUUAUUCAUGAUUCUGAAAAUUAGAUUUCUUUAAGACAUCUCGUUGGAAAUGUAAGCUCUAAGCUCACUGAUUCCUUUUGAAAAGACAGGCCUUAAUAUGUGUUUUGAUUAGAACAAGUGUUAAUAGCCAUCUCUUUAUGGAGUCCUUUAGAGAUAAAAGGCACUGUAGAAGGCCUGAUUAUUCUUCACGUUUGAGUGACAGAUGAGUUUUCCCCAACCACUGUAAGGUUCUGUAUCGGAUGGAGUUGAAAUCUUGCAUUGCCUCCGUGCUGAUUGUGGCUUCUCCAUCUUGCAUGGCACUGGACACGACACCUGGAAAUAAAUUUUGAGGCUUCAGCUGUAAGCAGUAGGGAGCUGUGUGGCCAAAAGGAUCUCAAACUGAGCUUCGAGGAAAUCAUGGCUAUAUGCGUAUGGCUUGGGUACGCACUUAAUUUGUACCCACAGAUAGGCAAUAUUUAUUUCUGCCGGGCAUUUGGGCAUGCAAGUGAUAAGGUGCAACCCAAUCCUGCAUGACACCGAACAAUGGGAGCUGGAGGUAUUUCUCCCAGCUGCAGCAGGCAUGGCUCAUGCCUUGACUGCUUGACAGCUGAAGCUCUGUAGACUUCAUUACUGAUAGUGUGGCUAUUGCUGUUCCUUGUACAACCAUUUAUUUUAUUUUAUUGUUGUUCUAAAGUUAGAGUCAAAGCAAGAGAAGGGGUGAGUUCAGAAUGUGUUGAAGGUCUGGAGUCCACACUACAGCUCUGUAAUGGGGUCUGUAGUUACCAGCUCACCUCCUUAUGAGCAGCCCAGCUUUUUCAAAUGGAUUCAGCAGCUCACAGGGGUCGAGUCCUUCAUUAUUUUACUGCCCAGCGAUGAAAUCUGUAGGUAUAGCUACAAAUAGGCUUACUGAAACAGCUUGCUUGAAGGGAAGGCAGUAUCUGUCAUGGAUCUGGGGGACUGGAGGCAGGUGUUGUGGAUGAGGGGAGACAAGAAAGCUAUUACAGAUACCCUGAUCAAAGUCAGAGUGCUUUUAGAUUGCCCCUCUUAGCAAGCUUUACUGGAUUUUCUUUUGCUCCUUCAAUGUGUACAUUUUAACACUGAAGCAUUUAGCCACUUUUUGCCUUUUAUCGUGUAUUAAUUAGUAUGAAUUUAAGACCUCUGCAAUUCCUCAAUUCCCCUCUGCCCAAGAAAUCACAUUUAGUUCUGUUGUACCACAAAGCAAAACCAGGUAUGGAUUGAAGUCCCAGACAGACCCUCACACUCAUCCUCAUGCAACUCUCUUGAAUAACUAAUUGUGUUAGAAAAAAGAUCCAAACCAAACCAAGAUGUGGCUUUUCUUGUUCUAGCACAUCUGGGAGGAAGUUCAGCAGUUUUCAUUAUUCUAGGCUCCUCUGAAAAGGAAAGACUUCUACAGUGAGCUGUGCUCUAUUUUUAAAUACAUUUAGACUGCUGCAUUCAGGGGUAAAAUUACAAGGGAGGAAAGUGUUGUAAAGGCUCUUUCCCACAUGCCUUUUGACAUGUCAGGUGUAUUUGGCUUGGAGGGGAGGGGAGCUUGCACUGUUGGAGGCAGAAUAGAGGCAGCAGUCCUCGUGCAAAGGCAAGAGCCCCGAACUGUCUUCACUGCAGAGAUGCUCAGAAAGCAUUUAAAAAACAACAACAAACAAUCAAAAAAAACACCUUAAUUCAUCUCUUCCCCCUUUUGUCAACUUGUUAGUUGCUACACAAAGCUUCUAGGGCUGCAGUAUGAGUCACCUGUGGAUCCUUUUAAUGCAGGAUUGGGCACUGGUGCAGUGGCUGCAAAUCCUAGAAUCUGGGACGUUUGUAGGUGAGAUUCUUGCUAGAGUAAGGAUGAAAAGUGCUGAGCAGCCUCAAAAUUAAUGGAAAAUGAAGGCAUUCAGGACCUUAGGACAGACUUCAGGAUUUAAAUCCAUCUAAUUGAGAGCUGUAUUAAGAAGGGCCCAUUGCUGUCCCUGAGCCAGGGGCUUCCUCACUCACCUCGGUAAGAGUAUCCACCAAGCAGGAUUAAAAUUCUCUAUUAUCACACACCAGAACAGCAGCCUUGUUUUAACAAAUCAUUGUAACUGAUCAUUAAUCUUGUACGAGAAAGUUGUGUCCACAUUAGUGUCAGAGAGAUGUGUUCUCUUCACUGUUCAGUUAAUGGAGGUGAAUGUUCUGAAUCCAUUUUGGAGCAGAGUUUUUGUUCAGAAACUUUUGAAAGGAACGUCAUCUGUAAUGACGGAUGGGUCCUUAAGUGUCGACUUGGCAACUUGUCCUACUGUGGGUAGCUGCAGAAAUAUUUCAUGUAUGUUGUUGUAGACCUAAAAACAUUAAUCAUGUUCUCAUUCAAGUGUCUGCAUUUCUGACACAGAUGUGACAUAUCUGUAUAUAUUAUAAAUCAAUACUAUUUUUAACCACAUAUUUUGUACAAAUAUUCACAUUAGCUCUGUACUUCAGUGAAAAUCUAUUAUGGUAUUAAACAUUUUGGUGGAAUUAGCA